Molecule: messenger RNA, 1029 nt
Organism: Didymodactylos carnosus
Lineage: Eukaryota; Metazoa; Rotifera; Eurotatoria; Philodinida; Philodinidae
Source: the annotation of a GenBank genome assembly
AUGAGUAAUGUUGGCGAUGGAGCCACCAACAGUUCUUACACAGCUACAACAUUUGAUCCGUCAAAACCCUCUCAGUCAUCUAGCUCAAAUGCACCAGAAACUGAAACACCGCAAACACCAGCAUUUCCAAACACACGAUGGAUAAAUUCGACGAUGGAUUUUUCAAAAAAUCCUGGUGUAUUUGAUGAUAUAUUCAAGAAAAUCAAAGAACUUACGCCGCCAGCAUUUGAAGGAGCGAAGUUGUCCGCUACAAAAAUGUUAAGUUCGCAUUUUCAAGUUAGUCAUUCGCUGGCGUUAACUGGAGGAGCUAGUUGUGGCUACAAAUUUGGAGCAAACUAUGUUGGUACUCAACUUUAUUCUCAAUCAGAGGUAUUUCCGGUAAUUUUGGGUGAUAUGGAUCCAAACGGUAGUGCAAAUGCUCAAAUUAUUCACCAAUGGACCGAUAAAAUACGAACUCGGUUUCUUGCUCAAGUGCAAACGUACAAAAUGGCAGGAUAUCAAAUAGCAUUAGAUUAUCGAACAAAAUACACCACAACUAGUAUAACAGGAGCAAAUCUUGAUUUAAUUAGUAAUUCUGGAAUUAUUGUUUUACAGCAUUUAACACGUAUUACGAACAACAUCGACGUGGGUGCUGAGUAUCUUUAUCAAGCAAAUCCAGCGAUACCUGGCAGGCAUAUUGGAAUGACGAGCUUUGCGGGUCGUUAUCGAGGACUCAAUUGGUUUGGCGCGGCUAAGUUUUCUCCAGCCGGUGUUAUUAAUCUUGGCUAUUUUCAUCAAAAAUCGAGUAGUCCAUUACAACUUGGGGUAGAAUUUGAAACAUCUAUUAAAGAAAGUUCAGCAACAUUCUCUUAUCAGUAUGAUAUAGCAAAAGCAAAUGCAACGUUUAAAGGAUUGAUAGACACAAACGGCAUUGUAUCAGCAGUGAUUGAAAAACGUUUACUUCCGUUACCAUUUACAUUUAUUUUAAGCAGUUCACUUAAUCACGCUAAAGCAGCAUAUCGAUUUGGAAUUGGAUUAUUAGUUGGAUGA